GUAUUCAGACAUUUAAACUGGCGUUUAUCCGUUGAGCAGCUUUACCUAGUCGGAGAAGAGUGGAGUAUUUUGCUGAAGCGUUUAUAACACAAUAUUGUGAUUUUUUCGGAUAGUUUUAUUGUGCAUCGAAAGAACAACUUUUUGGAAUUGUGAUUGAUCACAACUUCAGUAACAAUGGCCCACUUUGGCUUUGAAAACGACAUCCACAACGUCCUAAGACUGGACAUGCCGAUUACAAACGGGCCGAUGGCGAGGUGGCAGAGGAAAGCCAGCACAUCCAACUCCACAAACCCAAACUCUCUUUCACCCAACAAAAGUGUAAACCGAUCAGUAAGCCUUUCAAAAACACCCAGCAAAACGCCAGGAAAAAACAGCAAGACCCAAAACACCCCUACAGCAGGGGGAGACCGUUUCAUCCCCACAAGAAAUAACAAACAGAUGGAUGUGGCGAGCUUUCUUGUUUCAAAAGAAAACGAGCCGGUUGAAGAGGCUGCAUCGUUAGCACCAAAUCAAAAAGCCUGGUCUUUGGCACUAAAUGGGUAUGACAUUGAGGAAGCAAAAAUCUUACAUUUAGGAGGCAAACCACUAAAUGCCCCUGAGGGUUAUCAGCAUAACUUGAAGGUUCUCUAUAGCCAAGUACCCACACCGGCCUCAGUCAAGAAAAGCAGAUACAUUUCUUCAGUUCCAGAGCGGAUUCUAGAUGCUCCUGAUAUCAGAAAUGAUUUCUAUCUAAACCUGAUGGAUUGGGGAAGGCAAAACCUGUUGGCCGUUGGCCUUGCCAACCAUGUGUAUUUGUGGAACGCUGCUGUGGGAGACAUCAUUUUAUUGAAGAAAAUGGAGGAGGAAAACAAUUUCAUCUGCUCGGUCUCUUGGAGCAAAGAAGGCAAUUUCCUGGCUGUUGGGACUAGUGAUUGUAAAGUAGAGUUAUGGGAUGUGCAAUGCCAAAAACGUCUUCGCAGCAUGGACGGCCAUUCAGCAAGGGUUGGAUGCUUGAGUUGGAAUGAUCACAUUUUGUCUAGUGGCUCCCGGUCUGGUUUGAUUCAUCAGCAUGAUGUUCGGGUAGCAGACCAUCACAUAUACACAUACGGGGGGCACAGUCAGGAAGUCUGUGGCCUUACUUGGUCCCCUGAUGGAAAAUAUUUAGCUAGUGGUGGCAAUGACAAUACUGUGUUUAUUUGGCCAAUGACAACUGGCUCAGAGCAUCAAGCUGUCCAUGCGUUAAAUGAACACCAAGGAGCAGUCAAGGCUUUGGCAUGGUGUCCGUGGCAACCUAACCUCCUUGCAUCUGGUGGAGGUACAAGUGAUCGCCAUAUUCGCAUCUGGAAUGUCAAUAGUGGCUCUUGUAUCAGUUCUUUGGAUACAUCCUCACAGAUAUCAUCUCUGGUGUUUUCACCAAAUUACAAAGAGCUGGUGUCGGGCCAUGGUUUUGCUCAUGAAAAGGUUAUCAUCUGGAAGUACCCCUCCCUUACUAAAGUUGCUGAACUUGUAGGACAUGAAGACCGAAUUUUGAACUUGGCACUCAGUCCAGACGGUUCUACGGUGGCUUCUAUAGCUGCUGAUGAAACCAUUCGACUCUGGAAGAGUUUUGAAAAGGAUCCGGUCAAAAAACCCAAACCUACAAGCAGUAUCAUUCAGCAAUCCAUUCGAUGAAUAUUAAAUGCCUGUUUUAAAGCAAAUGUGAAGUAGAGAAGUCUUAAUGUUUGAUAACUCCCUGGGAGUUAAUCCUUUUGCUUUCAAAGGGCUGUGAAAUUCUAUGUACAACCACAGAGGAACUCCAUUUAGUUGUUAGGUGAAAACCAUACCCUUAAUUCGGUUUUAACAGCAGCAAGUGUGUUGAGAUUUUAUCUUUUUCUGUGCAUGGUUGUAAAUUGAAUUUCUAGAAAACUCUACUUUGAUAGCUAAACUCCUAAAGUAUGUUUUUAGUGAUUUGUGUUUUGUUCCUUAUCGAGACUUCACUAUUUAAUCCUAUAAGUGAUUAAGUUAUGUACAAAAAUGUAAAUUUCAAAUAAAGUUUUUGUAAAGGA
Paramisgurnus dabryanus is the source of this 2024-nucleotide messenger RNA. RefSeq names its product cell division cycle 20 homolog (gene cdc20). Gene Ontology annotation, biological process: positive regulation of ubiquitin protein ligase activity; positive regulation of anaphase-promoting complex-dependent catabolic process; anaphase-promoting complex-dependent catabolic process. The record is from RefSeq and is a predicted model, not a curated record. Gene Ontology annotation, molecular function: protein binding; ubiquitin ligase activator activity; anaphase-promoting complex binding. NCBI's taxonomy places the organism in Eukaryota, Metazoa, Chordata, Actinopteri, Cypriniformes, Cobitidae. Gene Ontology annotation, cellular component: anaphase-promoting complex.